This is a messenger RNA of Octodon degus (degu), 2421 nucleotides long. RefSeq names its product phospholipase A2 group IIF (gene Pla2g2f). The record is from RefSeq and is a predicted model, not a curated record. Gene Ontology annotation, biological process: arachidonate secretion; negative regulation of T cell proliferation; lipid catabolic process. The coding region runs from base 101 to 745 and encodes 214 amino acids. The transcript is spliced from 5 exons. NCBI's taxonomy places the organism in Eukaryota, Metazoa, Chordata, Mammalia, Rodentia, Octodontidae. Gene Ontology annotation, molecular function: calcium ion binding; phospholipid binding.
UGUGCGUGGUGGUGUGAAGCUGGGGCCUGCUCCCCAGAACCUCCAGAGCACAUCAAGAAGAUCUCAAGACCUAUGUCACUGGCCCCUCAGGACCCAGAACAUGGCAGAUGGGGUUCAGGCCAGCCCCAAAGGGUUCAGGAAGAAGGCGCUGGUUAGAUGGUCUUCUGGGUGGCAGGACCCAAGCCUCGGGGCCUCUUCUCCAUUGAGACUGUCCAGGUCCAGCCUGGGUGUGAAGAAGAUCUUGGCCAUCACCAUCCUGACCAGCAGUGUUCUGUCCACCGCCUACGGCAGCCUGUUCAACCUCAAGUCCAUGGUGGAGGCCAUCACAGGCAGAAGCGCCAUCCCAUCCUUCGUGGGCUACGGCUGCUACUGCGGGCUGGGGGGGCGCGGUCACCCCGUAGACGCAGUGGACUGGUGCUGCCAUGCCCACGACUGCUGCUACCAGAAGGUCUGUGACCAGGGCUGCCACCCCUAUGUGGACCACUAUGACUAUGUGAUCGAGAAUGACACUGUGAUUGUCUGCAGUGAGCUCAACAAGACAGAGUGUGACAAGCAGACCUGCGAGUGUGACAAGAACGUGGCUCUGUGCCUCAAGAACCGGGUAUACAGGCAGGAGUACCGUGGCUACCUGAACAUCUACUGCAAGGGCCCCACGCCAAACUGCAGCAUCUAUGACCCACUCCCAGAAGAGGUCACAUGUGGAUACGGCUCCCCAGCAGCCCCUUCCCUGCCCCAGCACCUCUGAGGUCUGACAGCCAGGUCUGAGAGGGAGGAACAUCUGGCUGGGGGGCCAGACAGAAGGAGCAUAUGGAGGUGGCCAGGUCUGAGCCCAGUGGUGCCCUGCUGUCCCCUCCCCAGAGCCCUAUAGAGAUGCCACCAGCUCUUCCAGCUCAGUCUUAGAGUGGGGGCUUCUUUCUACUGCUGGUUCUGGCCCUGGGAGGAAGCAAAGGCUUAUUGGGGUCUCUCCAGAGUGCGGAGGGCAAGACUUGAGAAGGAAGGAUGAGUCUUUUGCUGGUCCCAGGGUGACUCCAGCGUCUGUGAAACAGCCUCUCCAGGCUACCAGGACAGACCUGGCUCAGGAUGGCUCCUCUCUACCUCAGGGACUUGUGGCACUUUAGAGUCCUAUUAAGAGCAGGUGCCCCUGGCCCCACACUCAUAGAGGUGGUACAGGAGUCCCAGCCCAGACACAAAAAGGAGGUUCCAGCCCCGAGGUGCAAGAUCCCCAGAGCAGGUGACACUGGCCAGAGUGCACAGUAACUAGGAAGGGCUGCCAGGGACAGGCCUCCCUGUACAGUUCUUCUCCCUGACCUCUGACUCAGGUGCACAAGAGAUGUGCCCUGCUCUGACCUGCUCUGAGGAGUACCCUGAGCACCCUCCAGCACACAGUGCCAGGGCCAGCCCUCCUGUCUGCACCAAGGCAGACAGGCUGGAUCACAGGACAUGGACCCUCUGUCCCAGUGCAGGGAGAAGCCAGGUGUCAGGAGUCCUGUCCACCAGAAGAGGCUGAGGGUGAGACCCACUCAGUGAAGAGGGACAGAAAAGUGGGCGGGAGAGGCCAAAGCAGGAGGCUGGAGGGCCCUGCAGAAGGCAGCAGAGGGGGCAGUGUGGGAAGAGGGAGGCAGGCAGGAGACAGCCAGUGGUGGCAUGGAGGCGCCUAGGGUGCUGGCAGAGGUGCCUGGCUCUGCAGCCUGCCUGCCCCCUGUGCCCAGCACUCUUUCUCCAGGUCUCUGGCCCUGGCUGGGACAGGAACUCCACCCUAUAACUCUGCCUGGCACCUCCUUCUGUCUCCAUCUGUGGCAAUCCUGAGGAGUCCCACAAGCCAUCCCCUGCCUGGACCCUGACAAGAGCCACCAGGAAGGAAGUUCAGCUUGAUCAGCAGUGCUGUAGGGGCCACUGUCACUGGGGAAGAGAACCCAGCUUGGAUGGAGAGGGAAGCAGGAAGGGACGUUUACAAAGAAGAUGGCAGAAUGGGCCAGAGGUUUUACAGUGCCAUACAGAAGAUUCUAGAACAGCAGCGCUGGGACAUGGGGGGAGGGGCUAUGACUGGAAAGAGCCCUUCCGGGGCCCACCUCUUUCUGGCUGUGGUGUAACCCAACCUGCCCAGUCACGGGAGCUUCCUCCUCUGCCCUUUCAGGAGUCUACCCAGCAAGCCUCCUCCUCCUCCCGCCUCAGCUGGCCAAGAGGCCAAGGCCCAGCCCCACUGAGCCAGGGCAGCACUGGGAUGGACAGGACAGUUAAGCCUCUUGCAGGGUCUUGGCCCCUGCCCUGUAGGCCAUCCACCCAGGCACAGUCUCCUCUUUUGAAGAUCCCUACCUGCAUGAGUGGAGGAGGUUCUGCAGUUAUGGGGUCCCUCCACCCCCUUCCUCACCCCAGACUCUCCCAGAUGCUGCAGCCCCUAAGAAUCUCCACAUGACUCGGCAC